UCCGUUUUAUCUGAUGGCUUCACAGCAGGCUGGAAGAUCCCUGCGCAUAGCAAAACUGUGGUGCAUUAACAAGAUGUGACCGGCCCCAUGGACGGAACAAUAGAGGAAACCCUCCUCCACCUUAUCCAGUAGCCGGGGGCACGUUCUCAUGCCCAGGUAGUGAUGUGGAUCACGGUGGGCAUAGUGUGCUGCCUCGCAUUUGGGGGGCUGCCGUCGGCUCUGGGGUCGUGCCCGUCCCAAUGCAGCUGCACGUUCAGCAGCAUCAACGAAGGAACGAAAGCCAGAGCUGUUCUGUGCAAUGAUCCCGAGAUGACCCUCACACCGGUGAACUUCCCAGUGGAUACAUUUAAGCUCCGCAUAGAAAAGACUGCCAUUCGAAGGGUGCCCGGGGAGUCUUUCCACUCGCUCCGCAGCUUGGAAUUCCUCUGGAUGCCCUAUAACUCUCUGGCAAGCCUCAGCGUGACGAACUUUCGGGGCCUUCGAAGGCUGCGUGAACUGAGAUUGGCGGGGAAUGUCCUCACUUCCUUCCCUUGGGACGCCCUGCUGAGCAUGCCCCAGCUGCGGCUGCUGGAUCUCCAUAACAACGAACUGGCCUCGAUCCCAGCCGAAGCGGCCCAGUACGUCAAGAACCUCACUUACGUUGAUCUUUCGAGCAACAAGCUGACCACGCUCCCUCAAACUGUUAUUGCCGUCUGGUCGAGCCUCCAGACUCUUCCCUACUUUCCCAAUGACAAUCCCAAGAUCAUUUUAGGUUUACAGGACAAUCCUUGGACAUGUGACUGCAGUCUGUACGAAAUGGUUCACUUCCUCAAUUUCCAGUCGCCCAACACGGCAUUCAUUGAGCCCCGGCUGAAAUGCUUCAACCCGCGGAGUCUGGCUGGCAUCUUCUUCAGUCAAGUCGAGCUACGGAAGUGCCAGAGCCCCAUCGUGCACACCUCAGUGGCCAAAGUGAAGACCAUCUUGGGGAGCACCGUGCUCCUCCGGUGUGGGACCACUGGGGUCCCAGUUCCUGAGCUUAGCUGGAGGAGAGCUGAUGGGAAUCCACUAAAUGGAACUGUACACCAAGAAAUUUCCAGCGAUGGAAUGAGCUGGUCGAUUUUAGGUUUGCCCGUCGUCUCUUACCUCGAUUCCGGAGAAUAUAUCUGCAAAGCAAAAAACGUCCUCGGCGCCACAGAAGCAUUCAUUUCCCUGAUCAUCACCGACUCCGAAAGCACCGACAACCCCAGUGGAAAUGCGAAAGGAACGUGGCAGGGGAAAAUGAGCGGGAUGGAGGCGGCCGCUUACAAUGACAACUUGGUCGCAAAAUACGUCAUCACGACCUCCACGUCGCCCACCUUGGGCGCCAAAUCGAUCCGGGCCAACACAGACGGAAACCUGGCGCUUCAAGACCAAGCCCUGAAUAUAAUCAACCAACCCAGAAAUCUCUUUGCAAACCCACCCGCUGGCCAGGAAGAGCCCGAACGCGUGGUGCGCUCUGUCCGAGUGGUAGCGGACACGGACCACGGUGUCACGCUAGCAUGGAAAGCUCCUCUGGCCAAUGAUACUACAGUGUUCAACGUUCUCUAUGCUGUCUUUGGAGAAAGGGACAUGCGUAGAAUCAGCGUGGAACCAGGAAAGACGAAGAUCACCAUCAACGACUUGAAGCCCGAAACCAAAUAUAUUGUCUGCGUCUGUGUGAAAGGGCUGAUUCCCAAGAAGGAGCAGUGCAUUAUAUUUUCCACGGAUGAAGUUGCCAGCGCUGGGGGAACCCAAAAACUUAUCAACGUGGUGGUCAUCAGCGUGGCUUGUGUCAUUGCAGUCCCGCUGACCUUGGUGGUCUGCUGUGGUGCCCUGAAGAGGCGGUGUAAAAAAAUUUUCAUCCGGAAACCCAAGGAAAUUCAGGACUCCUACGUCACUUUUGAAAGCCUGUCUCCGGGAGCCAAAGGAAUGGAAGGCGGAUAUUUGACAAGGCACACGCCCGACGAAUCAAACCGGUUGCUCUCCGCCCGGUCCAGCGUGGACUCAGAAGCACUUGCGAAGACAGAAGGUCAGCCCAACGAGUACUUCUGCUGAUACGGAUGGACAAACAAAUGGACUUUGGCUGGGAGAUUUGCACAUCCCAUAAUGCUGGAGACGCUCUCAUCAUGAGUCUCCCAACGUUUUUGGCAAAUGGACAUGAAAAGACUAUGUACAGCCAUCUAUUGUCGAAUACUUUCAUGGCCAGAAUCAACUGGCUGUUGUGGGUUUUCCGGGCUGCGUGGCCAUGGUCUGGUAGUCUUGGCUCCUAACGUUUCACUCACAUCUAUGGCUGGCAUCUUCAGAGGCAUGUCACGGUAAGAUGCGCUUCUCGCCGUGGCACAGUGUAGAGUGUUUUGCACAGUUGUGCGUCCAUUUCUUCCACCUCUCCAUACUGUGUCACGGAAAGACACACACCUCACUAUGACAUGCCUCUGGAGAUAGCAGCCAUAGAUGCGAGUGAAAUGUUAGGAGCUGAAACUAUGAGACCACCACCACGACAAACCCACAACGGCCACUAGGUACAGCUUUACUAGGAUUUUUCUCACCUGAGAAAAAUUGCACGGUGCAUCUGAAGCUAUCAUGAAAAGCUUUUUUUUUUCAAUUUGUAAAAAAUUGUGUCAUAUUGUACAGGAAAUCUUAGUACCUGAAUCCGAAAAGGUGGGGGAGGAGAGAAGGUUGCUGUCACACUUGACUGCACCCAGGGGUGUUGGUUACCGCCGUUUAAUGGGAACAGACAGUGCAGAGUGAGCUUACUUUCAGUUCUGGGGAAAAGCAGUCCAGAGCCCGUUGUACACGCUGAGCAAAGACAGGUUGGUCAGUCUGGGCCGGGGUCACAACACCAAAUGUUCAGUCCUAAAGAAGGUGCCGCAGAAACUGUCAGGCUGUUUCAACAAAGUUGCUCUUGCAACACUCGCUGCUUGCAGCUGCCUCUUAUAACCCUGCAUUCCUGCUCAGUCUGAGUCCUGGGCUGAUUUGCAGUCAUCUCUUCAGCAUCUCUGGGCUUCCAAAUGGGCGCUGCAUCUUUUAGCAUGCAGUGCCUCAUGGCCCUGCUGUCUGAGCUGCCUCGCAGAAUCAGGUGGGCUGGGGGAACUGUUUGUCCUGUCCUCCUGCUCUUGGCUUGGGCCAGCACUGUCCUCCACCUGUGUGACUGCUGGCUGCUCACAGGACUCAGUCAACUGCGGCUCUGGAAAUUCAGCCAACUGAGACUCUGAUGGAGCCAGGUCAUCAUGCCAGCAUUCCUCAUCUCAGGAAUCCUGGCUGGUUGCUGGGGAGCCCACGACAGUUGCUACCUGCCUGGAGGGGGAAAAAGAGCUGUCCCUUGAUUGGAUGAUUUUUACCAGGUGAUGAUAUUUACCCGAAGCUAUCCAUUUCCACACAUUAUGCCUCUAUUCAAGGGAAAGGGGAUUUUAUGCCAGGAGGCUUAUGUUCUUAAGACUUGCUUGCUGAAGUCAGUGGCAUAGCGCCCAUGG
This is a messenger RNA of Sphaerodactylus townsendi, 3467 nucleotides long. It is a transcript of the gene LRIT1, whose product is annotated as leucine rich repeat, Ig-like and transmembrane domains 1. Gene Ontology annotation, cellular component: endoplasmic reticulum membrane. The record is from RefSeq and is a predicted model, not a curated record. The coding region runs from base 163 to 2052 and encodes 629 amino acids. Lineage: Eukaryota; Metazoa; Chordata; Lepidosauria; Squamata; Sphaerodactylidae. Gene Ontology annotation, molecular function: protein binding. The transcript is spliced from 4 exons.